GACCUCAACACAAAAAGGACACGUGUACUGUCUUCUUCCCACACUCUUCUUAUAUAUAUCCCUCCACCAUCUCUUAACUCCUCAGAAACCCUCAUCAUCGGAAUCUCCUCUUUCUCCGACCAAUAAUCACAGAAAAAGGCUGUCAUCUGAUUAUUGAAAACACUAGAUCUUCGUAAUAACAUCUCCUAUUUCAAGAUGGUGUCGGAUGCGAGUAAGAAGAGAGAGGCGCAGAAGAAAGCAGCCGCAGCUGCCAAGAGAAGUGGCAAGUCUAAGGCGGCGGCGAUGAAAGCGGCGGCGGCUGCCACAGCUUCUCCAGCGGAGAGCAACAGUGUCGAUGAUUUAACGAAUGGUGUAGGGGAAAUUCAGUUAUCUGAUCGGACUUGUACCGGUGUUCUGUGUUCACAUCCACUUUCCAGAGAUAUUCGGAUAGAAUCUUUAUCACUUACUUUCCAUGGGCAUGAUCUAAUAGUUGAUUCUGAACUGGAGCUCAACUAUGGAAGACGUUACGGUUUGCUUGGGCUUAAUGGCUGUGGAAAGUCUACUCUUCUUGCUGCUAUAGGAUGUCGUGAACUUCCCAUCCCAGAUCAUAUGGAUAUCUUUCAUCUAACACGUGAGAUUGAAGCCUCUGACAUGUCCUCUCUUCAAGCUGUUAUUAGUUGCGAUGAAGAGAGGUUGAGAUUGGAGAAAGAAGUUGAAGUCCUGGCUGCACAGGAUGAUGGUGGCGGAGAGCAACUUGAACGAAUCUACGAGCGUUUAGAAGCUUUGGAUGCAUCAACUGCUGAGAAGCGUGCAGCUGAGAUCUUGUUUGGUCUUGGAUUUACCAAGCAAAUGCAAGAAAAGAAAACACGAGAUUUUUCUGGUGGAUGGAGGAUGAGGAUUGCUCUUGCUCGGGCCCUGUUUAUGAAUCCGACCAUUUUGUUGCUUGAUGAACCCACCAACCAUCUUGAUCUAGAGGCUUGCGUGUGGUUAGAAGAAACGCUGAAGAAGUUUGAUCGCAUUCUGGUUGUUGUUUCACACUCACAAGAUUUUCUAAAUGGUGUGUGUACUAACAUCAUCCAUAUGCAAAAUAAGAAGUUGAAGCUCUAUACGGGUAAUUAUGAUCAAUAUGUCCAAACCCGUGAGGAGCUGGAAGAGAAUCAGAUGAAACAGUACAGAUGGGAGCAGGAGCAGAUUGCUUCAAUGAAGGAAUACAUUGCUCGUUUUGGACACGGAUCAGCCAAACUAGCCCGUCAAGCACAAAGCAAAGAGAAAACACUGGCUAAGAUGGAGCGUGGAGGGCUUACAGAGAAGGUGGUGAAGGACAAGGUCCUGGUCUUCCGGUUUCCUGAUGUUGGCAAACUUCCCCCUCCUGUUCUGCAGUUUGUGGAAGUGACAUUUGGCUACACACCUGAUAAUCUCAUUUACAAGAGCCUUGAUUUUGGCGUAGACCUUGAUUCAAGGGUAGCACUGGUGGGACCUAACGGAGCUGGAAAGAGCACGCUGCUUAAGCUGAUGACAGGGGAUUUAGUUCCCCUUGAUGGCAUGGUUAGGCGGCAUAAUCACCUGCGGAUUGCACAGUUCCACCAGCAUUUGGCUGAGAAGCUUGACAUGGAAAUGUCUGCUCUCCAAUAUAUGAUAAAAGAGUAUCCUGGAAAUGAGGAGGAGAAGAUGAGAGCAGCAAUUGGGAGGUUUGGUCUUACUGGUAAAGCUCAAGUUAUGCCUAUGAAGAACUUGUCAGACGGUCAACGAAGCAGGGUGAUAUUCGGGUGGUUAGCGUUUAGGCAACCUCACAUGCUGCUGUUGGAUGAGCCGACCAACCAUCUUGAUAUUGAAACUAUUGACUCACUUGCCGAGGCUUUGAAUGAAUGGGAUGGUGGCAUGGUUCUUGUUAGUCAUGAUUUCAGGCUCAUAAACCAGGUUGCCCACGAGAUAUGGGUAUGUGAAAAUCAAACUGUAACACGGUGGGAGGGUGACAUUAUGGACUUCAAGCUACAUUUGAAGUCGAGGGCCGGAUUAGGUGAUUAAAGCAGACAUUCCAGAGUUUUGGGUACUAUUGCAAGUGAAAAUAUGGCUGCUUCUCCUGGCUAAUAGUGUAGUCCGAAGAGAAAUUGGCAGGCCAUCAGCAGCAGGCCAUCAGCAGCUAGCAACGUUAGUGACACCAUGCCAGCUGAAUACCUUAGAGAGAGGAAGCCAUCGUGGUCACCGUAUGACUGGACUGGCUGAUGUUUAGCUUGGUGCAAUAUUUUUGUUGUCCAAAUCAUUCUGGCCUUCCUCCAAUAUUGUAAGUCAUGAACCGAGAGGAGAAAUAGCAGCCAAAUUGAUGUAUUACAUUAAACAUCACCUUCUUUUGUUAUCCACGCUAUAUCAUAGCUAUAUUGUACUUCAGAUUUUGGGACUUCACUACUAUUAUGAUUUAUGAAUUUAUCUUUUUAUCUUAA
This is a messenger RNA of Nicotiana attenuata, 2417 nucleotides long. Its product is annotated as ABC transporter F family member 1-like. Gene Ontology annotation, molecular function: ATP hydrolysis activity; ATP binding. Bases 196 to 2004 code for a protein of 602 amino acids. The transcript is spliced from 6 exons. Lineage: Eukaryota; Viridiplantae; Streptophyta; Magnoliopsida; Solanales; Solanaceae. The record is from RefSeq and is a predicted model, not a curated record.